AAAAAAAGGUUUUGCACGUGAUGAGUCAGCUGACAUUCUAUGCCUAGACAAGACUGAGCAGCAAAGGCUCGCAUCAUAACAAGUGUGCUUCCGACCGACGAGCACAGCAGGGCUUGUCUAACUUGUGUCAGUAGCCCACGAUUUGUGGAAGUUGGAGCGGGACUGUCUUGAAUCUCUUGACCUGCCUGUGUUCACCGCUCCCGGGGAAGACGACGACCUUCUAGUCGGCACUUUUUGACAGAAGCAGCCAACAAACAGCUCUUGGAGGACACUGCACCAGCUGUCCGUCAGGACAAUGAGGUCCCCAACGCUGCUGUCCCCGUUGGGACUGAUAAGCUGCACUCUGGUUUUAAUGUUGCCGCUGUUUGGGUCCUGUCAUCCAGCACCGAGCCCAGAGCAGCCGAGGCUGGUGUUCACGAAUCACAUUAGCUCCCUAAAGGUCGGAUUUAACUGGAGAAAUGUCAGCUGCCACUUGUGCAAAGCAGUCUUCACCAUCCUUGAUAUCGCCCUUCUGAGUGACACCAAUGAAGAGCGAGUGGCCCGUGCAGUAGGUGAGGCGUGCAUCCGUUUCCAUCUGGCUGAUGAGCGUGUGUGUCGAGAAAUAACAGAGUUGUUCCGGGACGACUUCAUCCGGGCUCUAGAGCAGUCCUUGCUGUGGCCCAGUGAAGCGUGCGCCCUGCUGGUGGGCCCUUCCUGUGGCAAAUUUGACAUGUAUGCCCCCUGGAACAUCACCCUGCCAAAUGUUCCUAAGCCCCCUGUUACACCACCGUCUCCUCCCAAAUCUGGUUCGCCACAGAGCAGGGUCCUGUUUCUAACUGACAUCCACUGGGACCAGGAGUAUGUAGCUGGCAGCGCCGCAGACUGCAAGGACCCUCUGUGUUGUCGUAAAGACUCGGGCUUUCCCAGCUGGAGGCGAAGGGAGGCUGGGUACUGGGGCACCUACAGUAAAUGUGACCUGCCUCUAUGGACGGUGGAGAACCUCCUGGAAAAUGCUGCCAGAGACGGACCCUGGGACUGGGUGUACUGGACAGGAGACAUUCCAGCGCACAAUGUUUGGUCUCAGACCAGGAAACAGCAGCUUUCAGAGCUUACAAUCAUCUCCAGGCUCAUCCACAAACACCUGGGACCUAAUGUGACAGUUUACCCUGCUGUAGGGAACCAUGAGAGUACGCCAGUGAACAGCUUCCCACCACCCUUCGUUCAUGGCAACAGAUCAUGCGCCUGGCUUUACGAUACAAUGGCAGAGGAAUGGGCACCAUGGUUACCAGAGCAGGCAUUGAAGACUUUGAGAUAUGGAGGAUUCUACACAGUGGAGAUUCAGCCUGGUCUGAGGUUGGUCUCUCUCAACAUGAACUUUUGUGCUCGAGAGAACUUCUGGCUGAUGGUGAACUCUACAGAUCCUGCCAACCAGCUGCAGUGGCUGGUUCAUAUUCUCCAGGCCAGUGAGGACAAUGGAGAGAAGGUACAUAUCAUUGGUCACAUCCCACCUGGCCUGUGUCUUGGCAGCUGGAGCUGGAACUACUAUCACAUUGUCAACAGAUAUGAAAGUACAGUUACAGGACAGUUCUUUGGCCAUACACACAUGGAUGAGUUCCAAAUGUUUUAUGACGAGGCAACCAUGACUCGCCCACUGGGAGUUGCAUUCAUUGCUCCCAGUGUCACUACUUACGUUAAUCUUAACCCAGGUUUCCGUGUCUACUAUGUUGAUGGGAAUUACAAAGGAAGCUCUCGGCUGGUGCUCGACCAUGAAACCUACAUCCUCAACCUCACAGAGGUAAACCACAGUCCCGGAGCACCGAGUAGCCCAGUACAGAACCCCAAAUGGACACUGCUGUACCGGGCCACUGAGGCCUACGGUCUGACAAGUCUGUUUCCUUCAGACUACGACAGAAUGAUGCAGGCCUUUAUCAGUGAUGAUCAUGUCUUCCAGAAGUUCUGGUACUUAAGACAUAAAGGACAUGUGUCCGAGCCCUGCAAGGAGACAUGCAAAACGUCAUUGCUCUGCUUUCUGCGAAGCGGGAGGUACGAUGAGCUGGAGCAGUGCGACCUCUUAAAUGGUUUUGGAGGAAACUUGGCCCGGGCUGCCAGAAAAACUCUCUGUUGACCUUAGGAAGUUUGCACUGAG
Molecule: messenger RNA, 2125 nt
Organism: Etheostoma spectabile (orangethroat darter)
Lineage: Eukaryota; Metazoa; Chordata; Actinopteri; Perciformes; Percidae
Gene: smpd1
Product: sphingomyelin phosphodiesterase 1
Exons: 9
Coding region: 296-2104 (602 amino acids)
Biological process (GO): sphingomyelin catabolic process; ceramide biosynthetic process
Cellular component (GO): lysosome
Molecular function (GO): acid sphingomyelin phosphodiesterase activity
Source: RefSeq, a predicted model, not a curated record